CCGCGGGGCCCUGGCGCGGCUUCUGCGCCGCCAGCCGCUUCUUCAGCUCGUGCUUCGGCAUCGUGUCCACGCUCAGCGUGGCCCUCAUCUCGCUGGACCGCUACUGCGCCAUCGUGCGGCCGCCGCGGGAGAAGAUCGGCCGCCGCCGGGCCCUGCAGCUGCUGGCCGGCGCCUGGCUGGCGGCCCUGGGCUUCUCCUUGCCCUGGGAGCUGCUCCGCGCGCCCCGCGAGCCCCCGGCGGCACAGAGCUUCCACGGCUGCCUGUACCGGACGUCCCCGGACCCUGCGCAGCUGGGCGCGGCCUACAGCGUGGGGCUGGUGGUGGCCUGCUACCUGCUGCCCUUCCUGCUCAUGUGCUUCUGCCACUACCACAUCUGCAAGACGGUGCGCCUGUGCGACGUGCGCGUGCGGCCCCUGACCACGUACGCGCGCGUGCUGCGCUUCUUCAGCGAGGUGCGCACGGCCACCACCGUGCUGAUCAUGAUCGUCUUCGUCAUCGGCUGCUGGGGGCCCUACUGCUUCCUGGUGCUGCUGGCCGCGGCCCGGCAGGCCCAGGCCACGCAAGCCCCCUCGCUCCUCAACGUGGUGGCUGUCUGGUUGACCUGGGCCAAUGGGGCCAUCAACCCUGUCAUCUAUGCCAUUCGCAACCCCAACAUUUCGAUGCUCCUGGGACGCAACCGGGAAGAGGGCUACCGGACUAGGAACGUGGACGCCUUCCUGCCCAGCCAGGGCCCCCGGCUGCAGGCCAGAAGCCGCAGUCGCCUUCGAAACCGCUAUGCCAACCGGCUGGGAGCCUGCAGCAGGAUGUCUUCUUCCAGCCGGGCCAGCGGGAUGGGAGGGGAUGUGGCCAUGUGGGCCCGAAAAAAUCCAGUUGUGCUUUUCUGCAGGGAGGGACCCCCAGGGCCUGUGACAGCAGCGGUCAAACAACCUAAAUCCCAAGCGGGGGAUACCAGCCUCUAAGAAGGGCCAGGAUGCAUAGCUUGUGAAGGCAAAUUUUCACCUGCUCCGUUUAAUGAUGCAGGAUUCCGGGGAGAAUCGUGUAUUUCAUAAAGCCAGACGUUUAAAAAAAGAGACGGAGGGGGAGGCUUACCACUUCCCCCAAAACGACGUACAAGACAAUGUGCCCUUCUUCAAAAGUGCCAAAUGUAAAAUGCAAAAAUUAAAACAGUAUCAAACCACACAACCAAGCAUUGUGAACUGUAAGUGCCAAAAAUGACAAAAAUAGAAUUCACUAUUACUGAUAAGCUCAUAUUACAGGAAUCACACUGUGAAACGAACAAACAAAAUCACUGAAUGUAACCAGGAUUUGUUCAAAUACAUAGCGUUUCAGGAAAGAAUGGAGACCUUCAGAAUUACUUGAAGGCCCCUCCAAAUCACCAGCAUCCGACAAAACUGGAGAUUGUUAGAACUCGCAUCUUUGACACAUGCUUUGGGUGCUCAGGUUAGAAACGAAAAAUUCUUAUCUUUACACACUUUGGUGCACUUCCUCCCACCCCAUGUCCCUGUAACAUUUGUGGGAAAUUUUAUAUUCAUAUCCCAUUUUAAACCAUUUUAGGAUUUUGAAAUUGUGUCUUACUACCAGAAAAUCAACCAUCUGAAGGGCAAGGAGAAGUAUGAACAUAAAGAAGUGUGGCUGUUUAAAAACAUAUUCCAAGAUUAUACUUUAAAAAUUAAUGCCCCUCAUUCUACCGCCAAAAUUAUCUGCCUUGGGAAGCUUUAAAGCUUUCCCCUUACCCUCACCUGCUACUUUUGUUUCUAAUCAUUGGGGGGAUGCUGUUCUCAGAGUAUUUUCAUAUAUAUAUAUAUAAAACACUUUCAUAGUAGAAAAUCUUGCCUUUUGAGGUAAAUUUGAAUUUUAAAUGCAGCCAAAAAUGUAAUUUGAAGUCAAGUUGAUUGAAUCAGGUGAGUAAUGCCACUUUUUUUUAGGUAUACAAAAAUGAGAGCCCUAUGAAGUAACAAGAUUGGCUUUCCUAUGUGGCUCACAACCCAAGAUGAUUACAAAGAAGAAUUCUAAAAAUAUUUUGAGAAGUGGCUGUAUUCUUGGAAUAAGGGUAGAGCUUUCAAGAGCAUUAUACUUUCCUACAUUUGGAAGUUUAUGAAAAAAAUGAAUCCUUGCUUUUACAAACAUGAUUUGUCUAAAAAAUGUGGUUGUUAUUAGACAGGGAGAAUAGACAUGGUAUUAUUACAUGUAAUAGGGUGUUAAUAAUUUGGGCAUAAAGUCAGAAAGAAACUUCAAUCAAGCCGGAGAUAUUUUCAGAAAUGUGCAAAACAAAGAUACUUUUUAAAAUUCAAAAGCACCAUUCACGAUUUGUGUGUGUGAAAUUUCUCUCAUUAAAUGCCACUAUUCACAGAAUCAUUUGCUCA
Molecule: messenger RNA, 2363 nt
Organism: Leptonychotes weddellii (Weddell seal)
Lineage: Eukaryota; Metazoa; Chordata; Mammalia; Carnivora; Phocidae
Gene: GPR135
Product: G protein-coupled receptor 135
Biological process (GO): G protein-coupled receptor signaling pathway
Cellular component (GO): membrane
Molecular function (GO): G protein-coupled receptor activity
Source: RefSeq, a predicted model, not a curated record